AUGGAUUGGCAAACGAUCGAGGAUCAGUGUCUGAAAGCCAACAAAUUUUUCGGUCAGCUUGUUGGUGUGUGGCCUAAUCAAGAAAAAUUCACGAAAAUUAUUAUACGAUUUGUCAUAUUUAUUAUUAUUAUUACCACAAUUACAGCUCAGAUAUCACGGGUAGUAGUAUUUUAUAGUUUGGAGGUAUUGUCGGAUCAGAUGCCGUAUCUCGAUAUAGGAUUCGUCAUUUUAAUCAAGCAGUACAAUUACGUUCUGAACGAAAAGAAGUUGAAAGGACUUCUAAACGAUAUUGUGGCCGACCGGCUAAUAGAACGACCGAAGGAGGAAUUAGAGAUUUUGGAUAUCUACUCCAAGAAGGCAACAUUUCUUUCCUGUUUAUACCAAGUUAGCAUAUCUUUUUGUGCGUUUAUGUUCGUCCUUCUACCGACUAUACCACCUAUCCUGAACGUCGUCGCACCCCUGAACGAGUCACGAAGUCGCGAAUUCAUCUACCCAUCCUAUUAUUUCGUGGAUGAGCAGCAGUAUUACUAUCCCAUACUUGUGCAUAUGAUAAGCGUGGCGGUAAUACUCACAAGCGUUUAUAUAGCCUGUGACAUCAAUUUGGUUCAUGUCGUGCAUCAUGGUUGCGCCUUGUUGGCCAUUAGUGGGUAUCGUUUCAAGCACGCAAUGGAUAACGUGAGCUUUUCCAAUGAAAAGUACCUGGACGUGUUACUAGAUGAAACCCAUGCGAAAAUAAGCAGAUCCAUCGAUGCUCACAAAAAGGCCGUUGAAUAUGUGGAUAAAGUUGACGCCUGCCACGUGCACUACUUCUUCAUCAUAUUGGGUCUGAUAAUCGUAACAUUUACAUCCACGUUCGUGCGGUUGUCGACGAUGGAAAUAGGAGUCAGAUACUUCACAUUCUGCGCGUUCACUCUUAGCCAAAUGACUCAUCUUUUGUUUUUGACGAUAAUGGGACAGUUUCUGAUAAAUUCCAAUGAUGAGACCUUCCAGGCAAUAUGUGAAGCCAAAUGGUAUAAUGGAUCGUCGAAAACGCAAUCGUUAUAUCUAUUGGUGUUGCGAAAGUGUUUGAGCCCGCCUAAACUAACUGGUGGAGGAGUAAUCUCUUUGAAUUUGGAGAGCUUUGUACAGGUUUUAAAAGCAUCUUUCUCGUAUUAUACAGUGUUUAGAUCUGCAUAAAUUGAAGAAAGAACAGCGCGAAUUGGAUGGUUCGAAUUUAUCGUUACAUGCAUUCAAGUGAAAUUCUUUCUUCAAAUGUUGACAAUAUU
Molecule: messenger RNA, 1265 nt
Organism: Bombus impatiens (common eastern bumble bee)
Lineage: Eukaryota; Metazoa; Arthropoda; Insecta; Hymenoptera; Apidae
Exons: 9
Coding region: 1-1176 (391 amino acids)
Biological process (GO): sensory perception of smell; detection of chemical stimulus involved in sensory perception of smell
Cellular component (GO): plasma membrane
Molecular function (GO): odorant binding; olfactory receptor activity
Source: RefSeq, a predicted model, not a curated record